AUGUGCAUAUGUACACGUCUCUUGUGCUGCAGCGGGAUUGGACAAGCACGGCGGCAGCUCACGCCUGCCUCGUCACGUCAGAAGCCGUGGGGUAACGACCCGCCCCAUUUAAUGUCGCCACAGGAUGAGUUAGUGGCGAAGCUCAGUGAUGAAGUAUUUUCUAGGGGCAACAUGCACCUUAAGAAUGUUGAUGUCGUCUCCGCCUUACCUGAGGGCCUACAUUCGUUUCCGGAGGUUUGUUUUAUCGGAAAACCCAACGUGGGGAAGUCAUCCAUCAUUUCCUGCCUUUUACGCAACCCGAGACUGGGUCGUGCCGGAAGAGUGCGUGGAACCACGCGGUUGCUGCAGUUCUUCAACGUGGGUGACGCCUUAUUGCUUGUUGACACCCCUGGUUACGGUGGAUGGAAAGGUCGACAUCUCCCACAGAGUGUGGCCGAACGUGCGAGUGCCUUCGCAAUUCUGUUCCGUUACUUAGCGCUGCGUUCGAAGGGACCACUAAAGCGAGUGUAUUGGGUAAUGGAGGCCACAAAGCCUGUGCAACCCCGGGACGAGGAAAUAUUUGUGUUUCUGCGGAAUGAGCAAAUACCAUUCUCCAUCAUUAUCAGCAAGCUUGACUACUUUGGCGGUGACGGUGCUGCACUCCGACGCCAAGUGGAAAGCAUCUACAAUUUUUUGGGCACGGAGGACGUUCCUGUCUUGGGUGUGAGAGCUGAUUCAAGUCGACCGGAAAGGUGCAUUAACAUGACAGCCUUGCAACAUGAUAUUACCCACUACUGCACGACAGAUCUUGUUCGUGUCGAAGAUCUGAGUUACAAUGGGCUUAAAGAGCUGAGCUAUGCGCCACCCACCUUUGAUGAAGUGCGUGCAGUGGAGGAGCGUUACCCGGUGGAGUCUUUCAUCGUCCCCCAGGAUGACAACUUAUCAUUGCAACACUUCGUUUCUCUACACCAGGAGGCCAAGUCAAGGCACCUGACCACCUCACCCAUGGCCAUGCGACUCUCCACCAAGGAAAAAUUAGGUGCUAACCUCAUUGGUGACGAUGGUGGCAGCAAGGGGAUAGACAUAGAUGAAGGUACCAUCGUUGCGCACUCCCCGUUGUUGGCGAGGCUAACGAUAGCUGCAGAAGGAACCAUACCGGACUCCUCUUUGUUAGAGGGGGUGCCUCUCGGAGUCGUUGCCGUUUCACCGACAAAAAUGCCACAGUGUUUCCACGAGCAUCCCUCGAUUCGAGAGGGACUUCUGCGCACUUCCAGAGUCGGUCACACUGAUUUGCAGCAGGAAGAAGCAGUCAACAGAGUUCAACCAGUUUCCCCUUGCCCUUCACCGACAAUAAAACACAAGAGCUCCGAGCAUCUUUCUUGUAAACCCACGGGCUCUUUGGGGGGAGAUGCACCAGGCGCUCCACCCUUCUCCCCUUCCCGCUUUGGUGCGCAUAUGGAAACUAUUAGAACCAUUAACGGCGUGUGUAUACCUAAAAGCAUGGUGCCUCCCUCGGUGGUUCAGCUGGCCGCUGGUCAGGCGGGGUCCUUUGCAGCGUUUGCUCAGCAUUCGGGAGCCAACGCUUACGAGGAGUUUUUGACUGGGGACGCAACUGGGAGUGGAACGUUCUUGGAGGCUACAGGAAGUGAAGACACACUGGAAAAUAAAGGAAGGUCGCUACGCCGCCCCCGGGAAAAGAGCAUGCGGCGAUGCGCUCUCGAUAAGGUACUCAAAAGGUAUGUUGCCUGUGGGCGGAAGCAGCGCUCACUUCACAUGCAGGCUGAGGGUUACAUGUGCCCCUGGCUCGCCGGUGCGGGCCAACAGGCACGAAGCGCCGUCUUUGGGGUUACACGUAGUCGGGCCCACGCAGGUGGCAUGGAAGUUCUGAAGGGCCUAAAGCGUACAGGCUUCGGUGGUCAGAGUUACUCCGCGCGUACCAUGAAGAACCGUGGACGGUCGACGAAGAAGACCGGUUUCUGGGCUGCGUAA
Molecule: messenger RNA, 1968 nt
Organism: Trypanosoma brucei brucei TREU927
Lineage: Eukaryota; Euglenozoa; Kinetoplastea; Trypanosomatida; Trypanosomatidae
Exons: 1
Coding region: 1-1968 (655 amino acids)
Molecular function (GO): GTP binding
Source: RefSeq, a predicted model, not a curated record